This is a messenger RNA of Seriola dumerili (greater amberjack), 1395 nucleotides long. RefSeq names its product vasoactive intestinal polypeptide receptor-like (gene vipr1b). Gene Ontology annotation, cellular component: plasma membrane. Gene Ontology annotation, biological process: adenylate cyclase-modulating G protein-coupled receptor signaling pathway; cell surface receptor signaling pathway. NCBI's taxonomy places the organism in Eukaryota, Metazoa, Chordata, Actinopteri, Carangiformes, Carangidae. The transcript is spliced from 13 exons. Bases 1 to 1335 code for a protein of 444 amino acids. Gene Ontology annotation, molecular function: G protein-coupled peptide receptor activity; peptide hormone binding; vasoactive intestinal polypeptide receptor activity. The record is from RefSeq and is a predicted model, not a curated record.
AUGGAUGCAUCACAGCUGUCCUUCCUGCUGCUGCUGUACCUUUAUCUGCCAAAAGUGUUAUCGGUGCAGAUGUGCGACGUGGUGAACGAGAUCGAGCUGGAGAGAGAGCGCUGUGAGAAUAGCACCUCUGGGAACGUCAGCUCAGGUUGCCAAGGCACGUGGGAUAUCAUCGCCUGUUGGCCUUCAGCCAGUGUCGGAGAGGUGGUAACAAUAACCUGCCCCACGUACUUCAGUUACUUCAGUGACCAGCACAAAGGUAAUCUCUCCAAAACCUGCACAGCAAACGGCUGGACUGAGAUGAGGCCUAUUGACAUUGCAGUGAACUGUGGAUACAAUCUCAACAGCACUAGCGACGAUGGCAAGUUUUUCUGGCAAGUGAAGAUUGGCUACACCAUUGGCCACAGUGUUUCCCUCAUCUCUCUCACCACAGCUAUUGUGAUCCUCUGCAUCUUCAGGAAGCUCCACUGCACAAGGAACUACAUCCACAUCCAUCUGUUUGUGUCAUUUAUCCUGAAGGCCAUCGCCGUGUUCGUUAAGGAUGUGGUGCUCUACGAGGUCGGCGAGGUGGACAACUGCUCCACAGGCUCUGUUGGCUGCAAAGCAGUGAUUGUGUUCUUCCAAUACUGUAUUAUGGCCAGUUUCUUCUGGCUGCUGGUAGAAGGCCUUUACCUUCACGCAUUGUUGGCCGUCUCUUUCUUCUCGGAGAGAAAGUACUUCUGGGCUUACAUUCUGAUCGGCUGGGGAGGUCCGACAAUUUUCAUCACAGCUUGGAGCAUCGCUAAAGCCUACUACAAUGAUGUGGGAUGCUGGGAUAUAAUAGAGAACACCGAUGUGUUCUGGUGGAUCAUUAAAACUCCUAUUUUAGCAUCAAUCCUGAUGAACUUCAUUCUCUUCAUCUGCAUCAUUCGAAUACUACGCCAGAAGAUCAACUGCCCAGAUAUCGGAAGAAAUGAGUCCAACCAGUACUCGAGGUUGGCGAAAUCAACGCUGCUUUUGAUUCCGCUGUUUGGGAUCAAUUUUAUUGUGUUUGCAUUCAUCCCAGAGCAAGUGAAGACUGAACUGCGGCUAGUUUUUGACUUGAUUCUAGGGUCAUUUCAGGGCUUUGUGGUUGCAGUCCUUUACUGCUUCCUCAACGGAGAGGUCCAAGGAGAGAUCAAGAGGAAAUGGCGGAGGUGGCACCUGCAGAGAUACAUGACCUCCGACACCAAAUACCAACACCCGUCUAUUGGCAGCAGCAGCAACAACUUCAGCACCCAGAUCAACAUGCUGACACAAUGCAGCCCAAAAACUCGCCGGGGUUCCUCCUCCUGUCAUGACGACUUGUCUAGCAUUUGACUCACGCGAACGGUGAUACAGACGUACAUGCUGUUCAAAAUACUCUCGUGCCAAACAUCA